Ananas comosus (pineapple) is the source of this 2420-nucleotide messenger RNA. RefSeq names its product protein STRUBBELIG-RECEPTOR FAMILY 8-like. Lineage: Eukaryota; Viridiplantae; Streptophyta; Magnoliopsida; Poales; Bromeliaceae. Gene Ontology annotation, molecular function: protein kinase activity; protein binding; ATP binding. The transcript is spliced from 15 exons. Bases 94 to 2145 code for a protein of 683 amino acids. Gene Ontology annotation, biological process: protein phosphorylation. The record is from RefSeq and is a predicted model, not a curated record.
CGGCUACUAACCGCUUCUUCUUCUUCUUCUUCUUCUUCUUCUUCUUCUGCAGUUGCAUCUCUCGAGGGUUUGUACGGAUCGCUCAACACGCCAAUGGCGCUCGCUGGGUGGCGAAUCGGAGGCGGCGAUCCGUGCGGCGGGGAGCCGUGGAUCGGGGUCUCUUGCUCCGGGCCCUCCGUUGUUUCCAUAAAUAUUAGUGGGUUGGGAAUCGGUGGGUUCUUGAAUCAACAGCUCUCCAACCUCCUCUCUUUGAAAGAAUUGGAUGUGAGUAAUAAUACCAUUGGUGUUGAGAUUCCGUAUGGUUUGCCCCCUAAUGUGACUCGCAUAAACUUGGCGGCGAAUAAGUUCGAGGGGAGCAUCCCGCUGUCGUUGUCCUCGCUGAAGUUUCUCAAGCAUUUGAAUUUCAGCUAUAAUAAUCUCCUCGGACCAAUCGGCAAUGCUUUUACGGACAUGCAGAGUCUAGAAACAUUGGACUUGUCAUUCAAUCACUUCACUGGCGAUCUGCCGACCUCAUUUGGCUCGUUGACGCAUCUUCAUUCUCUUUAUCUACAAGGCAAUGAAUUCACUGGCUCUGUGAUUCUACUAGCAAAUCUACCACUAUCCAUUCUUAACCUUGAAAAUAAUCACUUCAGUGGUUAUAUCCCAAAGCAGCUUGAGUUCACUCCUCAACUGAGGAUCGACGGAAACCUCUUUCAACAGAGUAUUAAUGGGAGCACUCACUCCCCUUUAUCAUCGACAGACAAUAAUGUCAGCCACAGCCCUAGGGUUUCUCAAGUUUCUUUCAGCUAUCCUUCUAAGACUGUCCAUAACAAGCACCGGAAGAAGGUCGGAAUAGCUGUCAUGGUCGGUGUCGUGGGCAGUUUAUUUGUGAUUGCUGUAAUUUCUGCUAUCGUCUUCAUCAUUAACGCUCGCAGAUAUCAUAAAAACAACCCCUAUUGGUCUAAGAGCAGCAGCGAGUCUCUGUGCUCUCUUCCAAUUACAGCACCAGCAGAACCGAGAAUACACUUCGAAGAAUGCAUCUGGGAUGCUCCUUCAAUGACUGGUGUGCAGCCUCCUCCCUUGCUUCAUCAGAUAAAAUCCGAAAAGAUCUCCACAAGAAGAAGUUCCGUUAAGAGAUCGAAAAACCUGGUAACUGCGAAGCUGUACUCAGCUUCGGAAAUUUUAGCAGCUACGAAGAAUUACUGCUCAGAGGGCCUUAUCGGCAAGGGCUUGAUAGGUCGAGUUUACCGAGCUGAAUUUCCGGAUGGCCAGAUAUUGGCUGUCAAGAAGAUAGACAUGAUAGAGCUAACUUUAUACGAAGAAGACGAGUUUCUGGAUGUGAUCUGGAGUAUCUCACGUUUAAAGCAUCGGCACAUCUCUACACUUUUAGGCUAUUGCGUGGAGCAAGGACAACACGUUCUUGUGUAUGAAUAUGCCAAAAAUGGGUCUCUUGAUGAUGUUUUAUUUUCUCCCAUCAGUAAAUGCAAGGACCUUUCAUGGAAAGCCCGCCUGAGGAUCGCUCUUGGUGUUGCCUAUGCUCUUGAAUUUAUGCAUUGCAUAUGCUCCCCUCCGGUUGCCCAUGGAAAUGUUAAAGCGACCAAUAUAUUGCUGGACGACAAGCUUAUGCCGCAUAUUAGUGACUGUGGACUUACUGUGUUAACUCAUCUCGUUAGCGCUAAACAAAAGGCAGCUGGAAAGCUUGUUGGUUCAAAAGGCUAUGCCGCGCCGGAGAUCGCUACUCCUGGAGUAGAUAAGAAAAAGAGUGAUGUUUACAGCUUUGGAGUAGUUCUGCUUGAGCUACUAACAGGCAGAAGAGCUUUUGACAGUUCAAGGGAGGAGGAGCAGCAGUUUUUGGUUAACUGGGCAUCUUUGCAUCUCCACGACCUCAGCUCGUUGGAAGGAAUAACCGACCCCCAAAUCCGAGGCAACAUUCCUUUGAGAGCCCUCUCCCGCUUUGCCGACAUCAUCUCACUUUGUAUUCAGCCGCUGCCCGAAUUCCGGUUGUCGAUAUCUGAGGUAACGGAAAGGCUGGUCCGUCUGGUUCGGAAGAUGGGUCAACACGACAGGCCGAGCACUGCGGACCAUUCCGACCCCGACGUUUCCAACUUCUCCUUCCGAACGACCCUCCCUUACUUUGACCCCUCGACUUCUCCUUCAUCUGCUUGAUGCUCUGCUCUUUCCGACUCAGAAAGCAGCAGUGAAACUGUACGACUGACGGAGUCAGACACCAAGAAUAGGUUUUUUCUGAGAAUCUCAUAGUAUGUUUCUCAUUCCAGUAAUGUUCAUAUCAUUCGGUUAGCUGUAAAUAUGGUGUAGAUUGCAACUUCGAGAUCUAGCACCUUGACCUUUCUUCUUUUUUUUAAUCUUUUUAUGCUACUCUUGUCGCGCCAAAACUCGUGAAAUCAACUGAAUUGAGAUUCGAGUUCGAUAUCUACCGUUUA